AAAAAAUGAAAGUGAGGCAGGAUGAAGGAGCUGUGCGGUCUUGUCCUUUAAAGGGCUACCGCCGCCUGAGCGUGGACAUCGAGGCCAUGCGAGACACACGUAGGGAAGUCCGGGACAAGUGGAGGACCAUCUUGGAGAACCUUGGCUUCAUGGCCGAGGCCGACUCGCUGCUGACCGUGUCGGCCGGCGCCUCGCUGGACCGCAUGCGCAAUGCCGCGGCAGCGCGCUCUCUCCUACAGACGCUCCACACCGAGACAUCGCUCUUUAGCAGCAGGGAGCUGCCGCCGGAGAGAUACCUCUUCAUUCUGGAUCGCUUGCUGUACCUGGACAUCGCCGAGGACUUUGUGGCCAAGGCCAGGCGCUUCUUCCCGCCCCGGGACAACUCGGACGAUGAGGACGAGCCUUCCGGCGCCAUCAACCUUCCGCUGCUGCUGGCCCGCGUGGAGGCCAUGAACGGCGGCCUUAACGAUGACGACAGUGGGGGGAGUCUGGAGAAGCCCUGAAGGGUUGUAGUACCUCCAGACACCCGGCAGGGGGCGGCAUACUUCAAGGUUAAAUAUUCGCUGUAAGGUUGAUAAUCAUCAGGGCGUCCUAUGAGCAUCACAUGACUAGACAACCAGUUGCCUAUCCAAACAGCUGACUCGCUCAAGUAUGUUUGGAGAAUAGAAACAAGUCAACUGUUUGCACGCUGCUCUCUGUCUUUGGCCUGUUCACAAUGAUAACAAAUAAAAGUUGCAAGCCUUUCGGAGUCCAUCCUGAGUCCGCGUCA
Messenger RNA from Hippocampus comes (tiger tail seahorse), 769 nucleotides. Its product is annotated as melanoregulin-like. Lineage: Eukaryota; Metazoa; Chordata; Actinopteri; Syngnathiformes; Syngnathidae. The record is from RefSeq and is a predicted model, not a curated record. Gene Ontology annotation, cellular component: melanosome. Bases 6 to 503 code for a protein of 165 amino acids. Gene Ontology annotation, biological process: melanosome transport. The transcript is spliced from 3 exons.